This is a messenger RNA of Amphiprion ocellaris (clown anemonefish), 4946 nucleotides long. RefSeq names its product mannosidase, alpha, class 2A, member 2 (gene man2a2). Gene Ontology annotation, biological process: protein deglycosylation; mannose metabolic process; N-glycan processing. The transcript is spliced from 24 exons. The coding region runs from base 977 to 4513 and encodes 1178 amino acids. The record is from RefSeq and is a predicted model, not a curated record. Lineage: Eukaryota; Metazoa; Chordata; Actinopteri; Pomacentridae. Gene Ontology annotation, cellular component: Golgi membrane. Gene Ontology annotation, molecular function: carbohydrate binding; alpha-mannosidase activity.
UGGUGCACAGCCCCCCUUUCCCACAAGCCUUUGCGGCAGCUCAACGGCGCUAGCUGCUAAGCUACAUCUGCUAGUUCAGUUGUGAUCUGUCAGCCCGGAGCUAAAAGCACGUACACUGCUGGGCUCCACACUCUUACGGAAUACUCUCCUUUGAUGGCUGAAGAAGACCCUGUAAUGUGAUUUCAACUUGGCGCCUGUGAUCAAGGACAGACGCACUGCCCAUGCUGCCACAGUAGAUAAUGCAGUCACUAUGCUACUGAGAGAAGAAUGACAUUUGUCUCAUUUUAAUUCCUGGAGCUGCUUUGGGCAGAGUUCGGGCUUGAUUAAAAAGCUGCUGCUCUGAGCCAAGUUGGUGUUUUUCUCAGCCUGCUUCUUUUGCACUGCCACAGCCUUAGUGUGGAAACUGUUAUGGCACUGGAGACCAACUGAGCAAAAGGGGAUUGUACUGGUAUUGCUAUACUGGUGGAUUAGACUCUGCUGUGGGAGUGGGGACUGGACCAGUGGAGCAGACCCACAGUAACACACAUCAUGUUGCAGGGACACUAGGCUCCCUGUUUGAGCCCCUUGUGUGUGGCGCUUUUUUUUCUUUUCCUGCAAUCUCAUCGAUUUGGAUGGUUGAGCACAAGGGCUACUUUGAAGGAGCCCACCGGUGGCUGUGGUUUGGCCAGAGCUGUCAGAAUUCUUGCCAGCUAUUGCUGAUUUAGCACCCCUCUCUGUUGGUACCACUGCUGUAGCCCCCUUCACUGUGGUCCCCAGUAUGGUGAGUGGAGACUGGAGGCAUCACAGGAGUGGAACUGAACCGUUAGUACUGGUGUAGCCGGUUUUACUUUUCGUCACUUGUUUUUGCUCUCUGAAGGACUGUUUUCCAGUUUUCAAGGACUUCUCUUUUUCCUCUGUGCUGGAAAAACAAAACGCCGCACUCAGGGUCAUUUUUUAAAAACUGAAACCCACGGAAAGAAGACCGUUCCAGAGAAGGAUGAAGCUGAGGAAACAGGUGACAGUGUGCGGAGGGGCCAUAUUCUGUGUGGCUGUGUUCUCACUGUAUCUGAUGUUGGAUCGAGUCCAACAUGACCCUGCAAGGCGACAGAACGGCGGGAACUUUCCACGGAGCCAAAUCUCAGUCCUGCAGAACCGAAUAGAGCAGCUGGAGCAGCUCCUGGAGGAAAACCACCAAAUCAUCAGCCACAUAAAGGACUCUGUGAUGGAGCUCACAGACACAGGAGCUGUGUCUCCCAGUGGCCACCUGCCAUUCAGAAGUGCCAAUGGUUCCUGGGUCCUACCCUUCGACGGUCGCCCCACUUUUCUCGCUGUCAAGCCCCAGGAUUGCCAGUUUGCUGUAGGCAGAAACGGUCAAGCAGACGUUCAGAUGCUGGACGUUUACUCCCUUCUCAAGUUCGACAACCCUGAUGGUGGUGUGUGGAAACAGGGCUUCGACAUCACUUAUGACCCCGAUGAAUGGAACAGUGAUCCGCUACAAGUAUUUGUGGUCCCUCACUCUCACAACGAUCCAGGUUGGAUCAAGACUUUCGACAAGUACUUCACAGACCAGACGCAACAUAUUUUAAACAACAUGGUUGUGAAACUGGCUGAGGAUCCUCGCAGGAAGUUCAUCUGGUCCGAGAUUUCAUUCUUCUCCAAGUGGUGGGAGACUGCAGACAUACACAAACAGGAGGCCAUGCGCAAACUGAUCCUUGGGGGACAGCUCGAAAUCGUGACAGGAGGCUGGGUGAUGACAGAUGAAGCCAAUGUUCAUUACUUUGCCAUGAUAGACCAGCUCAUCGAGGGGCACCAGUGGCUGGAGAGGAAUCUAGGUAUAACUCCUCGCAGUGGGUGGGCGGUAGACCCUUUUGGUCACAGUGCCACUAUGCCAUAUCUACUGAAGAGGGCCAACCUGACCAGCAUGCUUAUCCAGAGGGUCCACUACUCCAUUAAAAAACACUUUGCCUCCACCCGCAGUCUGGAGUUUAUGUGGAGGCAGGCUUGGGACUCCGGGUCAAGCACAGACAUCUUCUGCCACAUGAUGCCGUUUUAUAGCUACGAUGUGCCUCACACAUGUGGGCCCGAUCCGAAAAUCUGCUGCCAGUUUGACUUCAAGAGGUUACCAGGCGGUCGGAUAAACUGCCCCUGGAAGGUGCCACCAAAAACCGUGGUGGAGGCCAAUGUAGCAGAGAGGGCACACCUGCUCCUGGAUCAGUACCGCAAGAAGUCCAAACUCUACCGCAGCAAUGUGCUCCUCGUUCCUCUGGGAGAUGACUUCCGCUAUGACAAGGCCCUGGAGUGGGAUCAGCAGUACAUCAACUACCAGAAGCUGUUUGACUACAUGAAUUCUCACCCAGAGAUGCAUGUUCAAGCUCAGUUUGGGACUCUCAGUGACUACUUCAGUGCCGUGUACAAAAAACAUGGAGUGGCCCAGGGAUCCAGGCCUGCUGAUUACCCGGUGCUUAGUGGAGAUUUCUUCGCCUACGCAGACCGUGAGGACCACUACUGGACUGGCUAUUUUACCUCUCGACCCUUUUACAAGAGCCUGGACCGUGUGAUUGAGUCGCAUCUGAGGGGGGCAGAGAUCCUCUACAGCCUGGCCGUUGCGAACGCUCGGCAUGCGGGGAUGGAAGGACGCUACCCGGUCUCAGAUUAUGCCCUGCUUGUCGAUGCGAGGCGGUCGGUCGGCCUCUUCCAGCACCACGAUGCCAUUACUGGCACCGCAAAGGAGAAUGUUGUCAUUGACUAUGGCACCAAACUACUGCGUUCGCUUAUCGGCCUGAAGAGAGUAAUCAUCAAUGCUGCUCAUUUCCUGGUGAUGAAGAACAAAGAGUUUUAUCGCUUUUACCAGACGGAGCCCUUCCUGGAGACGGAUGACAGGCGUGCUACUCAAGAUUCUCUGCCUCAGCGCACUUUAAUCGAGCUGGAUCCGGCAGGACCGAGGUACCUGGUUCUGUUCAACCCCAUCGAGCAGGAGAGGCUGUGUGCGGUGACGGUGCUGGUCAACACGGUGAGGGUGCGGGUGCUUACUGAGGAUGGACAGACCCUCCCUGUGCAGCUGAGUGCUCAGUGGAGCUCCGCUAGUCAAAUGAGUGCGGAGGUAUUUGAGGCAACUUUCAUGGUUCGUCUGCCACCUCUCGGCCUGGCUGUUUUCCACCUCUAUGACUCCCCGGAUUCGCCCAUGACGCUCCGCUCCGACACCCUGCUCAGGCUUUCCGGUCGUGGCGUCACCGCCCGCGCCGCCGAACCACUUCCUGUCCGCUCCCAGCAGGCCGACGCUCAGACCUUCUACAUCAGCAGCCAGUCUCUGACGCUGGGCUUCUCCGGAACCACCGGCCUGCUGGAGAGUAUCAAGCGCAAAGAUGAUCCUCAAGAAGUGAAGGUUCAGAUGCAGUUCAUGAUCUACGGCACUCGUCCCUCUAAAGACAAAAGUGGAGCUUACCUCUUCCUGCCAGACGGAAAAGCAAAGCCCUACAACCAGAAAGAGCCACCUGUGGUACGCGUUGUUGAAGGGCCUCUUUUCUCUGAGGUGGUGGCACAUUACCAGCACUUUCAGCAGACCUUCCGCAUUCACAAUGUGCCAGGGGUUGAUGGUUAUUCUAUAGACAUCACCACCAUGGUGGACAUCAGAGAUCAGACCAAUAAGGAGCUGGCCAUGCGACUCGUCACCGACAUCCAGAGCGGAGACGUCUUCUACACAGACCUCAACGGCUUCCAGAUGCAGCCUCGUCGACUCCACCUGAAACUUCCCUUGCAGGCCAACUUCUACCCGAUGCCCAGCCAGGCGUACAUCCAGGACAGCAGUCACCGGCUCACACUGCACACGGCUCAGUCUCUGGGUGUGAGCAGCCUGGAGAGUGGCCAGCUUGAAGUGAUUAUGGACCGGCGACUGAUGCAGGAUGAUAAUCGUGGGCUGGGUCAGGGCCUGAAAGACAACAAAAGGACGGCCAACCGCUUCAGACUGCUGCUGGAAAGUAGAUCCACCGGUAACAAGCAUGAUGGCUUCUUUGCCAAACUGUCGUCCCUGUUUCAUUCUUUCUUCUCUCAAAUCUUGAUUGACGGAGUUCGAGAGAUGAUGGACAGUGCAACAACUAGCUUCCCGUCUGUACUCAGUCACAUGACCAACGCCAUUUUGAACCACGAGGUCCUGGCAUUGCCCAUUCUGCCCAAAAGACGCGGCAUCCCUCCUCUGCAAACCUUCGCCCCUCUCAAGUCCAUCCUUCCUUGUGACUUCCACCUGCUGAAUCUGCGCAGCAUCCAGAGUCAGCAGGACCCCCAAUCUCCGUCUGCACACACGGCCUUGAUCCUUCACCGCCUGGCGCUGGACUGUGGUCUCGAGGCUCAGAACCUCGGCUUCAACUGCACCACCACCCAAGGACAGCUGAGCGUGUCGGGACUGUUCAAGAACCUGGACCUGCAGCUGCUCCAGCCCAUGUCUCUGACCCUGAUGGACUCCAGCACGCCUCUGGCCAACGACUCCACCAUCAGCUUGGAUCCCAUGGAGAUCUCCGCCUUCAAGCUCAAACUGCGCUAAGAGCUGCCCGGACCAAAAGCAAUAAAAACCCACCAGACUCCUCGGACCAAAAACCAAGCCGACGCUGGCCACAGACUGGCAACAGAGGGGUCUGGGUCUCUCUGUUUUGUUAAGCAGAAUCACAAACACUUCAGCUGGGAGAGGCAGGGUCCACUGUAACAGGACUGACUGCACAGCAGGGGGCAGGCGAUAGCUGUUACUGUGGACAUCCCGGAGAGCAGCAACACCGGGUUCAACUCGCAGCUGUUCCAAAACAAGAAAGACUGCCAGAAUCGAUCAUCAGACACGACCGCUGGUUGUCUCUGCAAAGGAAAAUGGAACCUCUUGUAGUUCUGCUUUGUAAAGACUUGUGUCUUUUUCUAUCUUUGCUCCAUCCUGGACUGAACUACUGAAUGUAAAUAUCCCUAUGAUGAUGAGGUGGGAGGUGGGAGGU